AUGACGCUAUCACGUUCAUCGCGCCAGGCGAUACUGCUCGGUCGCCAGUUCAGUCGGCGCACACAGAUCUCUUCACAGAAACGAGCUGUCGCAAAUCUCACUCCUCCGCACCAGGCCAAUGCCAUCUCACGGAUUCAGACAAACGUUGAUCCGUCAUCGGACGAGUUCAAGGAGAACGAGAAGCAGAUGAGCGAGGUCAUGAGCCGCAUGCAGGAGCUCGCCCGCAAGAUUCAGCAAGGAGGACCUGAGAAGGCCAGACAGAAGCACAUCGCGCGCAAGAAGAUGCUCCCCAGAGAUCGAGUUACAGCUCUGAUUGAUCCUGGAACUACAUUCAUGGAGCUCUCGCCUAUGGCUGGCCAUGAGCUUUAUCCAGAGGCUGAGGUGCCUGCAGGCGGUAUCAUCACCGGUGUGGGUGUUGUCGAGGGAGUGACAUGCGUGAUCGUCGCCAAUGACAGCACAGUCAAGGGCGGCACAUACUACCCCAUUACAGUCAAGAAGCACUUGCGAGCGCAAGCUGUCGCAAGAGAAAACAAAUUACCAUGCAUCUACCUUGUCGACAGCGGCGGUGCCAACCUCCCCCAUCAAGCCGACGUUUUCCCUGAUCAGAACCACUUUGGUCGCAUCUUCUAUAACCAAGCCCGCAUGAGCUCGGAGGGUAUUCCCCAGAUCGCUGUGGUCAUGGGUCCUUGCACAGCAGGUGGCGCCUACGUUCCAGCAAUGAGUGACGAGAGCAUUAUCGUCCAGGAGCAGGGUCAUAUCUUCCUCGCCGGUCCUCCCCUUGUUAAGGCUGCGACAGGAGAGGUUGUUAGCCACGAAGACUUGGGAGGCGGCAAGAUGCACUCUUCUGUGUCUGGUGUUACAGACUACCUGGCUGUGGACGACGCACAUGCUGUCGUAUUGGCUCGUCGCUGCAUUAGCAACCUCAACUGGCCCAAGAAGUCACCAGAGACUCAAGCCCCCAAGCCUGCCUUCUCAGAACCUCUCCACGAUCCCGAGGAGCUCCUUGGCAUUGCUACCACCAACCUGCGAAAGCCUCUGCCUAUUCGCGAAGUCAUUGCUCGUGUUGUGGAUGGCUCUGAGUUCUCCGAGUUCAAGCGCGACUUCGGCACUACACUCGUGACUGGCUUCGCCGAGAUCUACGGCCACAAGGUUGGCAUCGUAGCCAAUGAUGGUAUUCUCUUUGCCUCGUCCGCUGUCAAGGGCGCUCACUUCAUUGAGCUCUGCUCUCAGCGCGGCAUCCCAUUGGUAUUCCUACAGAACAUUUCCGGAUUCAUGGUAGGAUCACAGUCCGAGCGUGACGGUAUUGCAAAGCACGGUGCCAAGCUAGUCACCGCUGUUGCAUGUGCUGAUGUACCCAAAUUCACCGUCGUCGUUGGUGGCAGCUACGGCGCCGGAAACUACGGAAUGUGCGGACGAGCUUACAGUCCAAGAUUCUUGUGGAUGUGGCCCAACGCCAAGGUUGGUGUUAUGGGUAGCGAGCAAUUGGCUGCUGUAAUGGAGACUGUCGGCAAGACUGUCGAUGGUGGGCUAAAGGAGCGUAUUGAGAAGGAGAGCGAUGCCACAUUCUCCUCUGCUCGAUUAUGGGACGAUGGCAUUAUCCCCCCUCAACAUACAAGACGAUACCUGGGUCUGGGUCUGCAGGCUGCUAUGGGAGGUAGAAACGAGGUCAAGGCCGGUGAUACCAGAUUUGGCGUCUUCCGAAUGUAA
Fusarium fujikuroi IMI 58289 is the source of this 1707-nucleotide messenger RNA. Its product is annotated as probable methylcrotonyl-CoA carboxylase beta chain, mitochondrial precursor. The record is from RefSeq and is a predicted model, not a curated record. Gene Ontology annotation, cellular component: methylcrotonoyl-CoA carboxylase complex; mitochondrion. The coding region runs from base 1 to 1707 and encodes 568 amino acids. The transcript is spliced from 3 exons. Gene Ontology annotation, molecular function: methylcrotonoyl-CoA carboxylase activity. NCBI's taxonomy places the organism in Eukaryota, Fungi, Ascomycota, Sordariomycetes, Hypocreales, Nectriaceae. Gene Ontology annotation, biological process: L-leucine catabolic process.